Rotaria sordida is the source of this 414-nucleotide messenger RNA. Lineage: Eukaryota; Metazoa; Rotifera; Eurotatoria; Philodinida; Philodinidae. The record is from the annotation of a GenBank genome assembly.
AUGCAUGGUCAAAUUAACAACAUCAGUACAGCCAUCACAUCAACAUUUGAUUCAACCAAAAUUCAAGAACAGCAGCAGAAAGAUAAGAGAAUCAAGCAAUUAUAUGAUCAAUUAGCAAGUGGUAAACAACCUCAAUCAUAUACACUAGAGAAUGGAAUCGUAUAUAAGAACCUUUAUCGAACAAACCACAUGAUACUCAAAGUACCAUACGUUCCAACGUCUAUGAUUGAACAACUGUUACAAGCAUAUCAUAAUAGUCCAACAGCUGGUCAUUUGGGAAUUAAUAAGACAUGGAAUAAAAUCAGAGAUCGGUACUUCUGGCCCGGUGGUGGUAGAAUUUGUUUUCUUUUAGAUUUUGGACAACAAGUUCCAUUAACUUAUAUAUUAAUACCAUCAUGUCAUCAAUUAGCAUAG